AUGGAGAGCCUAGGUAACAAGACAUCCACAUUUCCAACUUUCUUGCUGACUGGGAUUCCUGGCUUAGAGUCUGCCCAAGUCUGGAUCUCCAUUCCCUUCUGUUGUCUUUAUGCUUUUGCUAUCUUGGGGAACAGCAUGAUCCUGUUUGUCAUCAUUACCCAGUCAAGCCUCCAUGAGCCCAUGUACUAUUUCCUCUCCAUGCUGUCAUCCACAGAUUUGAGCUUAACAGUAACUACAAUGCCAACAACUUUAACUGUUUUCUGGUUUAAUGCAAGAGAAAUCAGUCUUGAUUCUUGCCUCAGUCAAUUGUUUUUCCUCCACGGAUUUGUUGGCAUGGAAUCUGGUGUACUAAUGGCCAUGGCUUUUGACCGCUAUGUGGCUAUCUGUAACCCUCUGAGAUACACUACAAUUCUCACCAAUUCCAGAAUCAUUCAGCUGGUUCUAAUAAUAACUAUACGUGUUGUGCUAAUAAUGAUUACAGUACUCGUGCUCCUUAGACGUCUCUCUUUCUGUAAAGAAAAUAUUCUUUCCCACUCCUACUGCUAUCAUCCAGAUAUCAUUAAAUUGGCAUGUUCAGAUACUAGGGUCAACAGCAUCGCUGGGUUAAUUGGUCUUGUCCUGACAACAGGGAUAGAUACACCAAGUAUUGUUGUCUCUUAUAUAUUGAUCAUUCGCUCUGUUCUCAGUAUUGCCUCCCCUGAAGAGCGGCACAAGGCCUUUAGCACCUGUGUUUCCCACAUCGGAGCAGUUGCUAUUUUCUACAUUCCCUUUGUAAGCCUGUCCUUAGUACAUCGCUAUGGUCACUCAGCUCCCAAAGUGCUUCAUUCAAUGAUGGCCAAUAUGUAUCUGAUUUUGCCCCCUGUACUCAACCCCAUUAUCUAUAGUGUAAAAACAAAACAGAUUCGCAAAUCUAUACUCAACCUUCUUACAAAAACAUAG
This is a messenger RNA of Sorex fumeus (smoky shrew), 939 nucleotides long. Its product is annotated as olfactory receptor 51F1-like. Gene Ontology annotation, cellular component: membrane. The record is from RefSeq and is a predicted model, not a curated record. Lineage: Eukaryota; Metazoa; Chordata; Mammalia; Eulipotyphla; Soricidae. Gene Ontology annotation, molecular function: G protein-coupled receptor activity; olfactory receptor activity. The coding region runs from base 1 to 939 and encodes 312 amino acids. The transcript has a single exon. Gene Ontology annotation, biological process: G protein-coupled receptor signaling pathway.